This is a messenger RNA of Nothobranchius furzeri (turquoise killifish), 3228 nucleotides long. RefSeq names its product lethal(3)malignant brain tumor-like protein 4. NCBI's taxonomy places the organism in Eukaryota, Metazoa, Chordata, Actinopteri, Cyprinodontiformes, Nothobranchiidae. Gene Ontology annotation, molecular function: zinc ion binding; chromatin binding; histone binding. Gene Ontology annotation, cellular component: nucleus. Gene Ontology annotation, biological process: negative regulation of DNA-templated transcription. The record is from RefSeq and is a predicted model, not a curated record.
GACCACAGAUCUGCCCCCAAAGAUGCGCAGGAGACGGGGGGAGCUCCAAGUCCCAGAGAUCCAGGCACUGCCCCAGAACACAGGAACCCCAAGGAGACUGCAACCAGAAAGGCCCCCGCCCCCCUCGAGAGGCACAGAGGAUCGCCUUGGGGGGCCACAACCAGCAGCCGGCAGAGUCCCGGGAGACAUCAGCGGCAAGCCCACAGGCCCGCCCGCCGCCUCCCACCCCCUAGCCGUCCGAGCCCGGGACCCAGCGACCCGGGACCCAGGGGCGACCACCCCCGCCGGGGACCCAGCAGAGCCCAGGGACCCAGACCCCACCAGGCAGCCACCGGGAUUGACCUGGGAAAAUUUCUAAUGGUCGGACAUGGAAAAACAUGGCGGACCGGCAAGAACUAGUAUGGCAGAGAGAAGGAACAAAGUGAACGGGGAUGAAGAACAAAGUCAACAGCACUCAAGUGAGUGUAAAGAGGCGAUCCUGGUCUUGGCAGCAGUACCUGGACGAGAAAAAGGCGGAGGCAGCUCCAUCUAGUCUUUUCACAAAGACCCAGUCCUUUCCCAGUAAGAGGCCAGGUUUCAAAGUUGGUAUGAAGCUGGAAGGUAUCGACCCUUUACAUCCAUCCAUGCUAUGUGUACUAUCAGUUGUUGAGGUGAUUGGUUGUCGGCUGCGCCUCCACAUUGAUGGUUACUCUGAGUGUUAUGACUUCUGGGUAAAUGCUGAUUCAGCAGAUAUAAAGCAUGCUGGCUGGUGUAAAGAGCACAAUCACAAGCUCUACCCACCUAAAGGUAUCAGUGAGACAGACUUUGACUGGCAGGAAUACCUUCAGUUCUCAAGCUCCCAUGCUGCUCCCGUGGCCCUAUUUGCCUCCCACAUUGCUGGAUGUGAAUUCCAGGUGGGCAUGAAGCUGGAGGCAGUAGACAAGAAGAACCCUGGACUUGUAUGUGUUGCUUCUGUUGCUGAUGUCAUCAACAAUCGAUUUCUGGUUCACUUUGACAACUGGGAUGACACGUAUGAUUACUGGUGUGACAGCAGCAGUCCAUUCAUCCAUCCAGUGGGCUGGUGUGAAGAGCAGGGACGGCCUCUGACAGCUCCCCAGGGUCAUCCCAACCCUGAGAACUUUCUGUGGGAGGAAUAUCUGCAUGAAACUGGUUCUACUGCCGCUCCUUCUUCAGCUUUCGCGUUGAGAGCUCCGCAUGGUUUUCAGGUAAACUACAGACUGGAGGCAGUUGACAGGAGAAACCCUGUGUUGAUCCGUGUUGCCACAGUAACAGACACUGAGGACUACAGGGUGAAGGUUCACUAUGACGGCUGGUCGAUGCUGUUUGAUGUGUGGUUGGACAGUGACCACCCUGACUUGCAUCCUGUUGGCUGGUGUCAGCGAACAGGGCACCCACUGGAACCACCUCCAGGUUCCUCCCCCCUCCCAUCCCCCUCUCAGGGAGUGUGUCCUACUGCUGGUUGCAGGGGAGUUGGACACAUCAAAGGACCCAAAUACACCGGACACCACAGUGCCUUUGGCUGUCCUUACUCAGAUAUUAACAUACGAAAGGAAGUGGUGCUUCCGGAUAGGCUGGGAGGAGAGCUAUCUGUUAACCUUGUACCUGCUGCAACCAUGCAUCACCAUAGCAACCAGUCUCACAGGAGAGGAAUUCAGGUGAAGACCGUGCCUAAAGACGAUGUGCUGGUGCUUCCUUUAGGGAAAAGAAGAAGACUGACUGAGAGGCUGUCCCAGCCUACUAAGUUAUGUCAUGUGAAUCAGGAAGAGGAGGAGCUUCACGCUGCAGGCAUAAGCCCAGAGACCAGUCUGCAGGCUGUCCUCCACCAGUCUGUGUUCCUGUCAGCCAUGUCUCCACAGCCUGGACGUGAUCUUUCUCUUUGUUGGGAGCAACACCGUAAACUUCUGCCAGGUGUGAUUAGAGUCCACGCUGAGGCGGUCCAGCACUGGAGUGUCCAGCAGGUUUCAGAUUUUAUCGAGUCCCUGCCCGGCUGCGAGGAACAAGCGAAACAGUUCAGAGAUGAGCAAAUUGAUGGAAGAGCAUUUCUUUUACUCACACAAAGGGACAUCAUCAGGAUCAUGUCAAUCAAACUUGGACCUGCCCUCAAGAUCUACAACUCCAUCCUGAUGUUCAAGCAUGCUGGGGACAAGAGCCAAUCACACACUGAGGAUAACGGUCAAUCAGCCAUUCAGGAUUCUAGCACCUGACAUCUGCAACCGGUCACUGAAAAAACUCAGGAUGAUUUAAAGCAAGCCCCGCCUUCUGGUGGUCCCUGAAACUGCACCAUCCACUCAUCCCUCAGUUACAUUUCUGUCACAUAGAGUUUAGGUGUCUGCAGGGCAACCUUCUGCCAUUGUUCUUUCACUUUAUAUUAAAACAGCUGCGCUUCAUUUAGGGCUCUACCUUAUUUGAAUAAUACAAAAAAGCACAGGAUCAAAAGGAUUCUGGGUUGUAGAGCUACAACUGUGAUUAUGUUCAGACCUAGAGGAUUCAGAGCCUGAAGUGGAACUCCGGAGGAUUUGUUUUAUCCUUUUGUGUCAGUGGUGACAGUCGAUGCAAACAUAAGUGAACGUCACCACACUUAGAUGACACUUUUGAAUUUACUGAAUAUGCAGAUAAUUUAUUAUGAGUUUUAUCUCACUAAUGAAUAUUAAACAUUACGAUAACAUCAUCUAACAAGAAAAAACAUAACGCUCUAAAGAAUAAAAAUCAGAAGCUAAAUCAGUCUGACAACAGGACUGAUGUAGAACUACAAAACUUUCAGUAGGGAGAUCAAAUCAAAACGGAAAAAAGGAUUUGGUCAUUUUGCUCAAGAGCCCCAAUGAGAUGUUGCUGAUGAGGAGAUCGCAGCGGAACCAGGACACCAUCGGCCAGUCAUUGUGAUAUCAUUCUGGAAAUCUUCAUGAUGGGUGAAGUUUGAAUUUCAGUGUUUUACAUUAUUCCUCCAGUGUUCAGAAAAUAUAUUUCCUGCUGUUUCUAUAGAGAUUUAUUUUAACAAUUGUGUGAGAAAAUAAUUUUGAACCAAAAUGCUGACUCUUCCUUCUUUGUGAUGUCACAAUGAGGUCAUUGUUGUAGUCAAAUCACCACUUUUAGAGGGUGCAAAGCUGCACAUGCUCAGUAUCUAUAGGACAGGUUUCCUCAGGUUUCUAUGGUAACACAAUUAUAUUUAUAAAUUCAGUCCCUGUCUACAUUUCUGCCGGUUUGAUAAAAUCAAUAAAGUCUUUGAUCUGG